CCAGAUUUGUGAUUGAAGGUUCUCCUUCUUAUGUUUCUGAAAACACUAUUGACAUAUGUUGUUGAGAAUGCAGUACCAUUUAUCAAUAGCUACCAAAGUUCUCCUCCUCUCUCUCUUUUCUAUGAACUUCAAUUGUUCAAACACUCGGUCAUGGAUCAAAGCCGGUUACCAUUACACCGGUGAUGAAUUCCCUGUUUCUGACAUAGAUUCCACAUUGUUCACUCACCUUAUAUGUGGUUUUGCCUUUAUAAACUCUUCCACUUACCAGCUCUCAAUCAACUCCUCCACCCAACAAGAAUUCUCCACUUUCACAAAUGUUGUCAAGCGCAAAAACUCAGAAGUCACAGCCUUGCUAUCCAUCUGGGGUGGAGGAGAAGAUUAUUCAGUGUUGUUUUCAUUGCUGAACCAGUCUUCUCACCGGAGAUCUUUCAUUGAAUCUUCAAUAACGACAGCUAGACUUUAUGAGUUUGAUGGGCUAGACCUCACGGGGGCUGUACCAAGAACAAGCAUGCACACCACAUCUUUGGGAACAUUUCUAAAUGAGUGGCGUGCUGCGGUGGAUUCUGAAGCAAAAAAGUCAGGAAAGUCAGGUUUGCUCUUGACAAUGGCACUUCAUCAUCAUAUGCAGGUUAUGGAUACGGUGACUUAUCCCAUUGACUCAAUUAAGAAGAACUUGAAUUGGGCUCAUCUUGGGGCAUAUGAUUACUAUCUUCCUAAAGAGGAAAACUUCACACACCCUCAUGCUGCUUUAUAUGACCCAAUAACAAAUGGGACUAAUACGAAUAGUCGUGUUAAGGACUUGAUAAGCAGAGGACUACCUGCUAGCAAGCUUGUUUUAGGCUUGCCUUACCAUGGUUAUGGUUGGACUCUUGUGAAUCCCAGCGACAAUAAUGUUGGUGCAGCGGCAUCAGGUCCUGCGGUUACCAUAGACGGGUCCAUGGCCUAUAAGUACAUCAAAUGGUUCAUUAAGACAAUUGGAUAUGGUGCAGUUCCUAUGUACAAUGACACUUAUGUGGUGAAUUACUGCACAAUUGGGUCAAGUUGGAUUAAUUUUGAUGAUGUAGAGGCUAUCAAGGCGAAAGUUUCUUACGCUAAGAAGAUGGGACUUCUUGGCUACAAUGUGUUUCAAGUUGGCAAUGAUGACAAUUGGGUGCUCUCUAGGGCAGCAGCUCAAAAGGAAGAAGUGUUAGAGUGGACUGAUAAUAGUUACUUAAAGCAUAACAACUGUUAUUUAAAAGCAGGAUAA
Rosa chinensis is the source of this 1246-nucleotide messenger RNA. Its product is annotated as class V chitinase. Gene Ontology annotation, biological process: carbohydrate metabolic process; chitin catabolic process. NCBI's taxonomy places the organism in Eukaryota, Viridiplantae, Streptophyta, Magnoliopsida, Rosales, Rosaceae. The transcript is spliced from 2 exons. The record is from RefSeq and is a predicted model, not a curated record. Gene Ontology annotation, molecular function: chitin binding; chitinase activity. The coding region runs from base 56 to 1246 and encodes 396 amino acids. Gene Ontology annotation, cellular component: extracellular region.